Drosophila albomicans is the source of this 1457-nucleotide messenger RNA. Its product is annotated as angiopoietin-related protein 7. The record is from RefSeq and is a predicted model, not a curated record. The transcript is spliced from 3 exons. NCBI's taxonomy places the organism in Eukaryota, Metazoa, Arthropoda, Insecta, Diptera, Drosophilidae. Bases 62 to 1195 code for a protein of 377 amino acids.
UCCAUAGGACUGGGAUGCGAUGCUUUAGUUUCAAUUUGCACACCGACAACGUCGCAUCAAAAUGCUGCUAUCAACUGUUGUUCUGCUCAUCUCCAUUUUGUGCCCAGUGCAUGUGGAAGCUAAUAUGGACAGCAACUUGACACCCAAUAUGCAGUGGGCGUCUGUGGAACGUAAGCUACAAUCGAUCAAGCGAGCACAGGAAGACCAACGACGCAAACUACUCCACAUUGAUCUAAAGAUUAAUCAAAUGCUCGGCAAGAUGAUUCACCACAUUUAUGUGGAGCAACCUGCCAACGUGGAGAGUUACCACAAUGCUCUCGGGGCUUGGCAAAAUAAUUCGUUUAAAUUGCUAGAGAAUAUCAACAAACUGCAGAAGAGUUUAGAUCAAAGGGGGGAGCAUGACCAGAAACUCUCCGAAAUACGUGAAUUGCUGACGCAGCAAGCGACGUGCACUGCAGAACUACAACAACAACAGAAAGCAGCUACAGAGGAAACGUCCAAAAGCGAAUCAAUUUAUUUCCAGCCUGCCAAGUCCGAUUGCUAUGAAUUGGAUGAGCAGCAACGCAUCGAUGGUGUCUACAAGUUUCUAGAGCCGGAACUAAAUGAAGUGCAACGUGACUUCAAUGAACGUUACUGCGCCUUUGCCGCAGACGGUGGUCCAGCUUGGACGGUGAUCCAAAGACGCAGCAAGAACAUCAACAAUUGGGUGCACUUCAAUCGCAGUUGGGACGAGUAUCGCGCUGGUUUUGGCCACCUGGACAAGGAUUUUUGGUUUGGCAAUGCGUUCAUACAUCGCAUUGUCUAUCGCGAUGACUAUGUGCUGCGCAUUGAACUGGAAGAUCACAAUGGAGUUGAGACCUGGGCCGAAUAUGGGUUAUUUCGCUUGGACAGCGAAAGUUAUAACUAUCAGUUGGAGAUUGACGAACUGCAUGUGAAUAGCACGACCAGUGAUGCACUCUCGGCUCACAAUCAUUUGGACUUUCAAGCCAAUGAAGGCAACACCAUUUGUAAUGGUUGGUGGUUUGAUGAUCAGUGUUUAGCGAAGGAGGAGAAUAAAGCCAAUUUAAAUGGCCAUCACAUCACUUGGGGCAACUGGCACAACGAAUUCACACUGGAUGCAUCUCGGAUGAUGAUACGACCGCGUAACAUUAUUGAAAAACUUAACACCGAUGAUGAGUUCUACACGGAGGACUAAAUCUGAAGUUUAAAACUGUCUAAACGAUAAACGAAUAAGAGUAUUCGCAGUAUUCCACGUAUGGGGAGAUUGAGAUAUUUUGGUACCGAAAUGAACGUUACCGCCGUGGAUUUGAUACCAAAGUAUCGCUGCUGAACUCAGCCAGUGUGUAAAGUAUCGGUAUAUGUAGUAGGUUUUUUGAUAUAUAAUAAAUAAUUUUCAUUUUAUUGCAGGUGAUAACAUAAUUUCUUAUCUUACACAGUUUUAUAACUUAAUUUAAAUU